AUGGUCAAGCAGCUGGAGCGUAGAACUAAAACAAACGUCUGUGAAGAACAUCUUCUCCCUGAGCAACAGAAGUGGGGCUUCAAGAUGGUGAAGGAGGAACCACAUCCCUCCCACAUUAAGGAGGAAGAGGAGGAACGCAUCAUCAGUGAAGAGGGAGAGCAUCUUCAAGGACUGGAGGAGUUCCCAGUGUUUGUUGUGAUUGUAAAUAGUGAAAAUGAUGAGGUCAAAGGUGAAAGUGAGGAGAAGAGAGAGGCGGAGUCUCCAAGCAGCAGCUCAACACAACACAUGACAACAGAAGCUGAUGGAGACCACUGUGGAGGAUCACAAGCAGACAAGCUCUUAGCUCCACUAUCAGAUAGUGAGGACACAAUGUCACACUCUCCUGACACUGAUGAUGAAGACUCUAAAGAUGAUAAGACAUGUCACACUGACAACACUCACUUCGCAUGUUCUCUCUGUGACAAAACUUUUAAAGACCGCUGCAAUAUGAAAAGACACAUGAAAAGACACACUGGAGGAAAACCUUUUUCAUGUUCAAUCUGCGGUAAAGAUUUUACUCUAAGGCACCAUUUGAAAGAACACAUGAGAAUACACACCGGAGAAAAACCUUUUUUAUGUUCAAUCUGCGGUAAAGAUUUUACAAAAAGGCAAAAUUUGAAAGAACACAUGAGAACACACACCGGAGAAAAACCUUUUUCAUGUUCAUUCUGCGGUAAAGAUUUUACUCAAAGGCAACAUUUGAAAACACACAUAAGAAUACACACUGGAGAAAAACCUUUUUCCUGCUCGGAAUGUGGUAAAAGUUUUGUAUUAAAUCUAAGUUUAAAAAUACACAUGAGAACACACACUGGAGAAAAAGCUUUUAUAUGUUCAGUGUGUGGUUACAGUUUUAAAGAAAGACAGCAAUUAAAAGCCCACUUGAGAACGCACUCUGGUGAAAAACCAUACUCCUGUUCAAGCUGCAACAAAAGCUUUGGUCACCCAAACACUCUUACAGUACACAUGAGAACACACACAGGAGAGAAAGUGUUGAGUUGCAGUGUGUGUGGUGAAAGAUUCUCUUCUAAGUACCAGUGUAAGAAACACAAGUGUGCUGGUGAGAAGAGCAGCAGCAAAUGAAGAUGCAGGAUUUGAAAUAAAGUGUCGGAACUUUAACUUUGACUUUCUAGCAACAUCAGCACAUAUAACAUGUGUGACAUCAUCGUUGUGUGUGUAACACAAUCUUGUUAAUAUGAUUCUGACAUUUAUAGAUUAGGCACUUUAGAUUAGUGCUUUUAUUUCAGUCAAGUACAUGAGUUAAUUUACACAUUUGUGUACUUUAAAAUGAACGGAACAAUUUGACUGAAAAGGUGAGA
Nerophis lumbriciformis (worm pipefish) is the source of this 1355-nucleotide messenger RNA. RefSeq lists its product as uncharacterized. Gene Ontology annotation, molecular function: DNA-binding transcription factor activity, RNA polymerase II-specific. Lineage: Eukaryota; Metazoa; Chordata; Actinopteri; Syngnathiformes; Syngnathidae. Gene Ontology annotation, biological process: regulation of transcription by RNA polymerase II. The record is from RefSeq and is a predicted model, not a curated record. Gene Ontology annotation, cellular component: nucleus.